CCCUCCGACUCGCCGGGCGGGAAGGUGAGCUAAGCGUCCGCUUUGGCGGUGUUCUUGCGGGCUCCGGUGAGCCUGGCGUCCGGGCUCCGGCAUUUUUGGGGCCAUUUAAACAGUUCUGAGUCCUCAGUUGGGAAGUAACAUCCCUUUUUAAAGUGAGAAGUUUCAUGACAUUUUACUGUCUGCGGUCUGUGUCGUGCAACCUACAUCCGGAAAACCCCUCCUAGCUGCCGCGUGUCAGCUGGCGCGUCUUAGUCAAAUUGCAGUUCUUAGGGUAUAGGGCAGACAAAGGAAAGCCCGGAUGGCAUCAUUGCCAAGAAGAGCAAAAGCAAAGGUCCAGACAGCAGUCUCCAAAGAUGAAUUUUCUUUCUUCUCUGAGUUAUCAUCGGCCUCUGAAGAAGAUGACAGGGAAGAUAGUGCUUGGGAACCCCAGAAGAAAGUCCCGAGAAGUCUUAAACGGCCUGUCCCCAAGGAAUCCAAACCGAGGAAGGCACCGCGGGUGAAGAAGAACAAGCCACAGAUGAGUGAUGGCUUGGGAGGCAUGACUGUUAAGGAAGAGCUGGAUGAUUCUGUGGCUAUUGAUGAUGUUGUUUUGGAAGACAGAAAAAAUAAAUUAGAUACUGUGCAGACUCUGAAAACAGCAAAGAGAAAACAGAAAAAUCCAACUCAGUCACCUUCAGCUCAGAGGACCAAAAGGCUCAAAGUGGAUGAAGAAACCAACAAAGCCAGCAACUUCAAGAGUGAGAAUGACAGUACAGAGAUACCAUCCACAAGCACCAUGUGGGAAGUGGCGUGCAAAAAGGAAGGGGAUGAAGAAGACUAUACCUGUGAUCAAUUCCCUUUAAAGAAAAUAAAGACUGAAACAUGUCCCCAGGGGCAGCCUGUCAGGUUGCUGCCAAAUUCCAAGAAUACUGUAGAGGAUGUUGAAAUGAACUGGGAUAUAGUACAGGUUUUAUCUGAGAGAACUAAUAUUGAACCUUGGGUUUGUGCCAACAUCAUUCGUCUCUUUAAUGAUGAUAACACAAUUCCCUUCAUUAUACGUUAUCGAAAAGAACUCAUUAAUAACCUUGAUGCUGAUUCCUUGAGAGAAGUUCAACAAACCCUGGAGGAGCUACGGACUGUGGCAAAGAAGGUUCAUAGUACAAUCCAGAAAAUUAAGAAGGAGGGGAAGAUGACUGAAUGCUUGUUAAAAGCAUUGCUGAACUGUAAAACUUUUGAAGAACUAGAACAUGUGUCAACCCCUUAUAAAACUGGGAGCAAAGGCACCAAAGCCCAGAGAGCAAGGCAGUUGGGAUUAGAAGGAGCAGCCAGGACACUGCUCGAGAAUCCAGGGGAGCUCAAUCUGCUGUCUUACAUUCAACCCAAUGCCAAAGGGCUUUCAACACUCAAGGAUAUUGAAACAGGAGUGCAGCAUAUUUUAGCAGACAUGAUUGCUAAAGACAGAGACACACUUGACUUCGUUCGGAAAUCGUGCCAAAAUGCACAUAUUUGUAUCCAGUCAUCUUUGACAAAAACGUCCUUUAAAAAAGCAAAUGAGAAAGAUGUUGAUAAGUUUAUACUCUACCAGAAUUUUUCAUGCAACAUAAGUAGCAUUCAACAUCAUCAGGUUCUGGCAAUUAACCGCGGAGAAAAUUUGAAGAUACUGACAGUCAAGGUCAACAUUCCUGAUAGAGUUAAAGAUCAGUUUUGUAGAUGGUGCAUCCAAAACAGGUGGAGACCACGUAGCUUUGCAAGGCCGGAGUUAAUGGAGAUUUUACAGAAUUCACUAACUGAUUCCUUUAAACGCCUCAUUUAUCCUCUCCUUUGUAGAGAGCUCAGAGGCAAACUAACAUCAGAUGCAGAGAAGGAAUCCGUAAUGAUGUUUGGACGGAACCUCCGUCAGCUUCUUUUAACAAGCCCUGUUCCAGGGCGCAUUUUGAUGGGAGUGGAUCCUGGUUACAAACAUGGUUGCAAGUUAGCUAUAAUUUCUCCUACCAGUCAGAUACUUCAUACCGAUGUGGUUUACUUGCAUUGUGGACAAGGCUUCCGAGAGGCAGAGAAAAUCAAGAGGCUUUUGCUGAAAUUCAACUGCAGCACAGUGGUGAUUGGAAAUGGAACUGCCUGCCGGGAAACAGAAGCUUAUUUUGCUGACCUGAUAAUGAAAAAUUACUUUGCACCAUUGGAUGUUGUUUACUGUAUCGUCAGUGAAGCAGGAGCAUCCAUCUACAGUGUAAGCCCUGAAGCCAACAAAGAGAUGCCAGGACUGGACCCUAAUUUGAGAAGUGCAGUUUCCAUAGCAAGGCGUGUACAAGAUCCAUUAGCUGAGCUGGUGAAAAUCGAGCCAAAGCACAUUGGAGUUGGAAUGUAUCAGCACGAUGUGUCCCAGACUUUACUCAAGGCAACACUGGACAGUGUUGUAGAAGAAUGUGUCAGCUUCGUGGGAGUGGAUAUUAACAUCUGUUCAGAAGUUUUGUUAAGGCACAUUGCCGGACUCAAUGCCAACCGAGCCAAAAAUAUUAUUGAAUGGCGAGAGGAGAAUGGGCCCUUCAUCAACCGAGAACAGCUGAAAAAAGUAAAAGGACUGGGUCCAAAGUCUUUCCAGCAGUGUGCUGGCUUCAUCAGAAUCAAUCAGGACUAUAUUCGAACGUUUUGCAGUCAGCACAAUGAAUCUGCAGGCCCGAUUCAGGGAGUUGCUGUGACAGCUCCAGCAGGUGUUGAGGUAACAAACGAGAAGCAAGGCAAGAAGAAGAGCAAAACCGCAGUGACUGCUGUACUGAAGCCAAAUCCUUUGGACCAAACGUGUAUUCAUCCGGAAUCAUAUGACAUAGCGAAGAGGUUUUUAUCAUUCAUUGGAGAAACACUGUGUGAGAUUGGAAAGCCUGAAAUGCAACAAAAAAUAAAUUUAUUCCUUCAGAAGGAAGGAAUAAAGAAAAUUGCAGAAAGAUUGCAAACAGCAGUACCCACCUUACAGAUCAUCAUAGAUGGUCUCAGCCAGCCCGAAAGCUUUGACUUUCGAACAGAUUUUGAUAAGCCUGAUUUCAAGAGAAGCAUAGUCUGCUUGGAGGACCUGCAGGUUGGGACAGUUCUUACAGGCAGAGUCGAGAAUGCCACUUUGUUUGGAAUUUUUGUGGAUAUAGGAGUGGGGAAAGCAGGGCUGAUUCCCAUACGAAAUGUAACACAAGCCAAACUCUCUAAAACCAAGAAGAGAAGGAGCCUCCAGCUGGGCCCUGGAGAGAAAGUGGAAGUGCAAGUGCUCAACAUUGAUAUUCCCCGAUCUAGGAUCACGCUGGACCUCAUUCGGGUGUUGUAAGUGUCCCACCGAAAGCCAAACACUUAUUUUAUGGUCCCGUUUCUGCAGCUUGGCAAGAGUAAGUCCGAUGUUUCUGAAUUCUAGAUAGCUGAGGAGAAACAAUUCACUUGCUAUCAGAAGUGUUUUCCAAACACUUUCCUAAUUUUCCUUCUGAAUAAAUAGAAAACUAACGGUUUGAUUUCUUUUCCCCUAAAGAAAACAACCAAUAGGCACCUUUGUGUGGCUUUCUGUAGUAAUUAUUUUGUGAUCAAAAUUUUAUUUUUUUUGUAAUUCUUCUGUGACUCCUUUUGCAUUUUGUAUGACAGAUCACUUCACUUCUACUUGCCAACUUGUCUUGCUGGACUUGUUUAGAAUCGUCUUGAUUUUAAGUGUACAAUGUUUCUUGACAGAGUAGGGCUGGCAGUGUUUAAUGCUCCCUUUUUUAUACACUUUUAAAAUCAGGCCUUUUGGAUUUGGUUCGUGAUUUUUCCCUUGCCA
Rhinolophus ferrumequinum (greater horseshoe bat) is the source of this 3763-nucleotide messenger RNA. RefSeq names its product S1 RNA binding domain 1 (gene SRBD1). The transcript has 21 exons. Gene Ontology annotation, molecular function: mRNA binding; DNA binding; structural constituent of ribosome. The coding region runs from base 299 to 3286 and encodes 995 amino acids. Gene Ontology annotation, biological process: translation; nucleobase-containing compound metabolic process. NCBI's taxonomy places the organism in Eukaryota, Metazoa, Chordata, Mammalia, Chiroptera, Rhinolophidae. The record is from RefSeq and is a predicted model, not a curated record.